Molecule: messenger RNA, 950 nt
Organism: Halichondria panicea
Lineage: Eukaryota; Metazoa; Porifera; Demospongiae; Suberitida; Halichondriidae
Product: protein N-lysine methyltransferase METTL21A-like
Exons: 3
Coding region: 94-942 (282 amino acids)
Biological process (GO): peptidyl-lysine methylation
Cellular component (GO): cytosol; cytoplasm
Molecular function (GO): protein-lysine N-methyltransferase activity
Source: RefSeq, a predicted model, not a curated record
AUUCUAUUUAAUGCACAUUUAUUCUAAUAAGAGCUCGAGUUACUUUGUUGAGUCCAAUAGCUUGUGCUUUGCGCUUGCUAGUAUGUUGUAUAGAUGUCUGGACAGUCAAUGGGGCCAUCUAAACUGUUUAUAAUAUCUAUCAUCAUCUUCAUCGAGCUACUAGCACCAACAUUGGAAUCAAAGCAAGAAACAGCAAUCAACGAUACCACCAUGCAGAACAAGUACAACAGUCAUGCAACAAUAGAUGAAAGAGACUGUAUACCGAUCAGUGAGGAGAAGGGAAGCUCCUGUCAUCAAGUGGUCCUCUAUCAGCCAGUGUUCCCUGUCUUGCAACAAGACGAGCGACAGUUUGAUAUUGUAGGCAAAAAAUGGAUUAUCCGCCAGCAGUGGGACCAGAUAGGACUCUCAGCUGUCAUCUGGGAAGCGGCGAUUGCUCUAACUGAGUAUCUCGAGACACAGGGGCCUUCUCUGCUGACAGGACGGAGUGUGAUGGAGCUGGGAGCUGGUACAGGCUUAGUCGGAAUGGUGGCCAGUUCAUUAGGUGCUCAAAGGGUUGAGAUAACAGACAAAAACAUAGCGUCAGCCCGAUCUAAUCUAAAGUUGAACAGUGAAAAUAUCCAGAGAAAUAGUGUGAGCGUCCUGGAACUGGAAUGGGGAGUAACAGAUCUAUGUUCAUUCCAAGCUCCUUAUGAUGUCAUACUGGCAGCUGAUGUGAUUUACAUUGAGGACACAUUUCCUGCUCUCCUGGACACUCUUUGGGAGCUCAGCUCAAAUGAAACUCUGAUUCUACUCUCUUGCAAGAGACGUUACGAUCGAGACGACAGAUUCUUUGAGUUGGCUGAGAAAACACAGCAAUUCAAGUAUGAAAUCAUUAUGAGAUGGACAAAGUCAGACAAUGUCACAAUAUAUCGCCUUGUUAAAAACUUUGUAGAUACAAAAUAAUAGUGAAA